This is a messenger RNA of Castor canadensis (American beaver), 1794 nucleotides long. The record is from RefSeq and is a predicted model, not a curated record. NCBI's taxonomy places the organism in Eukaryota, Metazoa, Chordata, Mammalia, Rodentia, Castoridae.
AUGGAGAAGAACAAUCUCACAGUGGUGAGUGAAUUCAUUCUGAUGGGCAUCACAGAUCGCCCUGAGCUGCAGACUACACUAUUUGGGCUGUUCUUCAUCAUCUAUGUAAGCACAGUGGUGGGUAACUUGGGGAUGAUCAUCCUUACCAUGGUGGAUUCUAGGUUAAAGACUCCGAUGUACUUUUUUCUCAGACACCUGGCUUUUACUGAUCUUGGUUAUUCUACAGCUAUAGAACCCAAAAUGUUAGUAAAUUUUAUUGUUGAUCAAAAUACAAUCUCCUAUGCAUUUUGUGCCGCACAACUAGCUUUCUUUUUUCUGUUCAUUGGUAGUGAACUUUUUAUUCUGUCUGCAAUGUCCUAUGACCGCUAUGUGGCUAUCUGUAAACCAUUACUCUAUACAGUUAUCAUGUCACAAAGAGUAUGUUGGGUACUGGUGACAGUCCCCUAUCUCUACUGUGCAUUUGUGUCUCUCUUAGUCACUAUUAAGAUUUUCACUUUAUCCUUCUGUGGCUACAAUGUCAUCAAUCAUUUCUACUGUGAUAGCAUGCCUUUAUUAUCUUUGAUCUGCUCAGAAGCACAUGACAUUGAAUUACUCAUUAUGAUCUUUGCAGCUUUUAAUUUGAUUUCCUCUCUUCUGUUGGUCCUUGUGUCCUACCUGCUCAUCCUUAUAGCUGUUCUCAAGAUGAGCUCUGCAAAGGGGAGGUGCAAGGCUUUCUCCACCUGUGGGUCCCACCUGACAGUGGUCAUAGUCUUCUAUGCAACGUUGAUAUCUAUAUACGUGCAACCCAAGUCCAGUCAUUCCCUUGAUACUGAUAAAGUGUCUUCUAUAUUUUAUACACUCAUUAUUCCAAUGUUGAAUCCUUUGAUCUAUAGCUUGAGGAAUAAAGAUGUAAAAUGUGCCAUAAAAAGAACAGGGAAACAUAUCGGCCACAGGGCCGGUCACCCCAAAGGCACUGAGAGGUCUCCAGAGAAGGGGCAGCCACCAGGCUCACAGAGGGACCCGCGCGGGGCUCCUGGUGGCCUCACCCAGGUCUCCUCCCCGCCCUCCCUCCCCCUCCCUCCCCCGCGGGCCGGGCCGGCAGGGGGCGCAGGGGCUCUCGGAGGCCGGAGGCGGGGGGCGGCGGCGGCCGCGCCGCGAUGGGACCGGAGGCGGCGCAGACAAAGGCGGCGGGCGAGCGAGCGCGGCGCGGGUGCGGAGUCGGAGCGCGGUGAGCGGGGCGCGGUUCGGGGACCCCAAGUUCCAAGCUCGGGGCCGGGGGUGGGGGGCGCGGGAGUCCCGAAGUUCCCGAGUCGGGGAGGAGAUGGCAUGGCGCGGGAGGUCCCCAAAGUCGCUGACUCCUCACUGCAGAACCGCGAAGGGGUCCCCGAAGUUCUGGGGUGCAGGAGCGGCGCGGAGACGGGGGCCCCCGAAGUUCCAGGCCGGGGACUGGAGGGAUGGCGGGGGGGGUCCCCAGAGUUCAGCGAUCGGGAGCAGCGCGGAGGACGACGUCUGCAAAGUUCUGGAGCGGGGGCCACUGGAGGCGGGGCGAGGGCGGGGGUCCCCGAAAUUGGGGACCUGAGGUUGGAGGAAGGAGAGGAGGGGGCCCCCCAAGUUGUGCACCCGGACUCGGGGAGCGAGCGUCUUGGGGACCGUGGAAGUUGCGGCGGCCGCCCAGCGCAUGACUGGCUGGUGAGUAACUUUUCCCGAACGCGGCAGGAGCGGCCGGAAGGGCCUGCAUUCCGGGGACCCCGUCACCCCGUCACCCCGUCACCCCGGCUUGGCCCAGGCCCGAGCUGCCGCCCCUCCCCCACUUAG